This is a messenger RNA of Prorocentrum cordatum, 1726 nucleotides long. Lineage: Eukaryota; Dinophyceae; Prorocentrales; Prorocentraceae. The record is from the annotation of a GenBank genome assembly.
GCAGACCAGCAGGAUCAUGGGCGAGGAUCCGGCUUCUGUGCAGGCGCGCCUCGACCGGAUUCGGCAGGGCUUCACCUACCCGCGCGCGGUGUCCAGGGAUGACGCCCGCUCGCGAUUGGAGGACCGGCGCAACCUGGACCUGCCCGCGAGCGAGGAGAUGGUGGACCUCUUCAUCGCCCUGUCCAGCGCGGGCCCUGCCACGAGAGUGACUCCGAAAAUGAUGAAGCGAAUGAAGGAGCGGAUCGUGCUGACGGUCGCCGUGGAGACGAACUACUGGUUGGUCCCGAAGGGGAACCUGAGCGCUUCAGAUCUCGCGAGCGUCGGGCCGUGCGUUGUUGCCCCCGCUUCCAUUCCGGCGCAGUUCUCGAACAUGGCCCAGGGCCACCACGUGAUCGACCAGGUCGUCCCUCGCGAGCGCCUUGGCAGAUUCGCAUUGCGACAGAUUCGCAUUGCGACAGCUUUGGAGAGGCAGGUUGCGACGAAUCCUGGGGCGGCGGCGCUGCCGGACGCUCGCCCGCCGAGCGCAGGCGGAGCGCCUCCGCAGGCGGUCGCGGCGACCGGGGGGGCGGCGGCGGCAGCGGCGGCGACAGCGGCGGCGCCGCCCGCGGACGCGGCCCCCGCAGGGGCACCUCCGGCGGCGGCGCCCAGCAGCGCGGCGGGGGCGGCCCCGGCAGCAUCGGAGGCGCCUAGCGGCGCGGGGGCCGGCCGCCCGAAGGCCGCGCGCGCCGUCAGCCGUCAGCCGUCCGCGGCGUCGGAGCCCAGCGAGGACGAGGGCAGGGUUGCCGCGACGGCGAAAAGCCGGGCUGUCGCCGCAGUGGAGGCGGGGAAGUAUUGGUCUCCAAACAAAGGCUCCUCGGACAACGCGGAGUUCUGGGUUCGCACCGCAACGGAGCACUUGCUCGCGGGCGACAGGCUUGCGACGAGCAUCCCGGAGCCUUUCGCGCAGUUCUUCAAGGACGUGACGGUUGCCUUGAUGAAGAAACGGCGCUUGGGCACCCUGCGGGAGUUCACGGGCCACUCCGAGCGCGUCCACGCGAGGUACCCAGACUUCUUGCCGCCCUUCGCGAGGGGCCCCAUGAAGCUCAGCCAGUGGCAGUCCGACCCGUCCAUGCCGCAAGAUGAGGCGGUGCCGUUCACGUACGCGGAUAGGUUCUACUCGUGCGAGCUGUACCUGGAGUUCGUGGAGUCGAGCUUCCGCGCGAAGCUCGACGGCCUCCGGGCGCAGACCGAGUUGGACGACCCGCAGCGUUACGACGCCGCGCGGGCGCUUUGCGCUGAGGCGCCGACGGCAGAGAGCAAGGCCGAGCUGGAAGCGGCAAUGACGAUCUUCGGCAGGGCCGCGGACACGGAGAAGGUCGCGCACUUGCUUGCCGAUGACCACCUCAAAGUCCUGCAGGCGUGGUCCCCCGGAGACGCCCGGUUGGCGCUGGAGCCUCUCGCGAAGGACACGGGGCUUCUGAAUGGGACGCCCUCCCAGGAGGUCGCAAGAGCGCUGGUCGCGCUGCCCCGCCACGUAUCCGCGGUGGCUGCAGUGCGGGACCCGGUCGUGAAGGGCGUGCUGGAGGAGUACGCGCAGGUGACCACCCGGGGGCAGGUCGAGGACGGCUUCGUGGAGCUCGCGCAGGCCGUGGCCAUGGAGGUUCUGACGUGGAAGUGCGGCCUGACGGGCACGCAAACGGAGUUCGACGCUUUCGAGGUGGGCACCGACCUGCUGUCCGUCGGCAAG